AUGAUAUUACUGAAUUCCGUCCUAAUUGUCAAUCAAACAUGUCUUGAAAAGGAAUCUCGAAUUCCAACUCUGUUGGAAUCCAUGAUUCCUUCUGUUUCUACCCUCACAAACUACAAUACUAAUAAAAGCUUAUUACAUGGUUUCAGCGAAGUAGAAUACAAUAAGGCAAAAAGGUUAUUAUGGGAGUUGUUGAACACCUUCAUCUAUAUGGAGCCAAGGUUUAUACAGAAUCAUUCAAAGUGGAAUACCAAUAACAGAUCCCAACAUCAAAAUAUGAAUGCUUGUAUUUGUGUCAUAAAUAUAGUGAAGUCAUCUUAUGGUGUGAGAGAAAGACUGUUUAAUAAUGUGAAGAGGCAAGCACUACCUAAAGCGAAGUAG
Messenger RNA from Lactuca saligna, 378 nucleotides. NCBI's taxonomy places the organism in Eukaryota, Viridiplantae, Streptophyta, Magnoliopsida, Asterales, Asteraceae. The record is from the annotation of a GenBank genome assembly.